Molecule: messenger RNA, 5775 nt
Organism: Oncorhynchus keta (chum salmon)
Lineage: Eukaryota; Metazoa; Chordata; Actinopteri; Salmoniformes; Salmonidae
Product: RUN domain-containing protein 1-like
Exons: 5
Coding region: 2212-3921 (569 amino acids)
Source: RefSeq, a predicted model, not a curated record
AUUGGCACUGCCAAGGUGGGGAGAACGUUCAGGAAGAUGGAAAUCAUAGUGAUUGCGGCAGAGCGGUUCCUGGGGCAAAAAGAUUUCCCAGCAAAGGAGUUAAGGAAUAUUUCCCCAAGCCGUAACAUCCUCUCAGGUCCUAGAACCUAAGGGAGAUAUGGGGAUCUAAAAUACGAAGUUGGAGUUUGUUUUGUCUAUAUGCUAUUUUUUAUUAGGGUGGUUAAGUUAGUAUCAUUAUUACGUACGGAUUUAUUCAUUAUAUUUUAUUGGUUUCCAACCGUCCAGUUGGUAGCGUCAAUACACCUUUUUGGGUGUCGUCUGCCAUAAAACCCACAGAAAACUUCCCGGUGAUUGGUAAUUAGUAUCAGACGUUGAUUGUGGUUUUUCUCCAACUAUAGUCCACUCAGUACUCACCUUUGUCACCCCUGCAGUUUAGGCCUAUCCACUACCUUGGACUCUUCUGGAGCACCAUUCAAACCUUUUCAUAGCUGCUGCGUAUGAAAUACUCUGUGCCAACCCUGACUAAGCCACCUCGUUCUCUUACACCCUUGUGGGGCAUUCGGAAGACUUGGCUUCAUUGUUCCCACCGCAAUUGCAACAUGUCACAUAUUCAUCACUUUUAUCAACAUUAUGGUCCCUUCCACUUGGACAUCUCGGCUUCUCCCUUCUGCAAACACUUGCUACAUUACCAAAAUCUUCACAAUGAUCACACUGCAUUGCUCUUGGGAUAAAUGCUCUGACUCUAGUUAAUAUACCCUAACUACACUUGAGUAGGGAGAAUCCACAUUAAAAAAAACAAAAGAACAAAUAGACUUCAUUUUUUUCACCAUUCAUCACAUGAUUCAUCCAACAUACUUAAAUUACUCCAGGAAUAUUUUUAAUCUCUUCAAAAUCAACUUCCCACGAGAUGCCUGCGGCGGCCUGAUAUAACCCCCUUGAGGGGUGCCCUGUUCCGAAGAGACACACACGAAACUUCAAACUUUUACAUUUUUUAUUUCACCUUUAUUUAACCAGGUAGGCUAGUUGAGAACAAGGUCUCAUUUACAUCUGCGACCUGGCCAAGAUAAAGCACAGCAGUUCGAUACAUACAACAACACAGAGUUACACAUGGAAUAAACAAACAUACAGUAAAUAAUACAGUAGAAAAUGUCUAUUAUAUACAGUAAAUAGGCAAUAAAUAGGACAUGGUGGCGAAGUAAAUACAAUAUACAAAUUAAACAGUGGAGUGAUUGAUGUGCAGAAGAUGAAUGUGCAAGUAGAGAUACUGGGGUGCAAAGGAGCAAGAUAAAUAAAUACAUAUAGUAUGGGGAUGAGGUAGUUGGAUGGGCUAGCAAUUUAGAAAAUCGAUUAAAGCCGUUCCUUCAGAUCCGCCGAAUCAAAACAAGCCGGCCUCUCGUGAUCCUCACAACCUUCACUUUGCCCAGUACUCUCUCCACCAGCUUGGAUAACUCAAAUGGUUUCUUCAAAAUUGGUACUCUGCUCAACCACCGGAUUAAACACUUUUUUUCUCUUUUUUUGUCAUUACAUACCUUUUUAUUUUAUUUUAUUUUAUUAACAACAAAUCAAUACAUAAAGCACAUGAGGGAACACAAGCAUACAUAGAUUACAAACAAUGGACAAUCGAGCUAGGGGGUACAAUAUCACAUAACAAUUACACAAGGACCUUAAGGGACAUACAUAUACUUACAAUUCUAACAGCUUUUUUGUUUUUGUUAGUAGAGCAUUUAACCGUCUUAAAAUACAGUUCAAUUUCUUUUUGUAGGGUACGAAAAUGUGGUUUUCUGUUUGUAAAUUUACAUUUGUGUAUAUGAAAUUUGGCCAAAAGAAUAAUGAAAUUAAUUACAUAAAAUGUUUCAGUUUAUUUCACCGGAUUAAACACCAACAAACCGUACUCCUACUAUUCUCGUCACUGUGCCCCACUGGGAAGUUAUGCUACGGAUAGGUUAAAAUGGCAUAUUGCUGUUUCUUGCAUGCAGUUCAUAUGCACACCAGAUCAGUGCUUUUACGAUGAUGUGGCACUGUUUAUGACGUUUGGAAGCCCGCCUCUCCCUUUGACGUAUGAAUCUUUCAAGAUGGCGAUGCACCUGCUUCAUCGGUGGUAAUUCUUUUAAUUUCUAAAACGUUGUACAUAAACGAUAAAACAAAGCGUCGUUUCCAGUUGACAAUACAUUUAAUAUCGGAGGACAACGUUGUCUUUAUUACCUUUCAAACAUGUCGACAGAGGAACUGUCAACCUCGGACAGCGAAGCUGCCUUUGCUGGGGCUGGCGAGCGAUGGGCGCCCGUCGGCGCUGUAGCCAGUCCGGAGGAUGAGAGCGGGAAGGGAAACGCGGUCGAGCCGAGGAGGAAAGGCUCAGCUGCGUCUGGUGAGACGGAGAUGGUCGCAAGAUUGAGGAAACUGGAGGACGAACAGGGCCUGCUGAAUUCCUCGCUCCUCGCGUUGACAUCUCAUUUUGCACAAGUGCAGUUCCGCUUGAAGCAGAUAGUUCACGCUCCAACUGAUGAGAAGGAGAGGAUGCUGGUAGAACUCGAGGAGUUUGCCUUCAAAGGCUGUCCUCACGUUGUGGGAUGCAGGCCACAGGACUCUCAACAGCUUGAAAACGCGAGUGAGAGGGAGAAGAGGGAGCGUCUGGAGGUCCAGAGGGAGAAGCAGAAGGAGCUCAUCGUCCAGCUGAAGACCCAGUUGGAUGACCUGGAGCGCUAUGCCUACCAGGAGGGCAGCUACGACUCCCUUCCCCAGUCUGUGGUCAUGGAGAGACAGAAGGUAAUCAUUGACGAGUUGAUCAAGAAGCUGGAUGUGAACUUCAACGAGGACAUAGGGAACCUGACGCCUGAGGAGCUAAGACAGAGAGUGGACGCUGCCAUCGCUCAAAUAGUCAACCCAGCCAGGGUCAAGGAGCAGCUGGUGGACCAGCUCAAGACCCAGAUCAGGGACCUAGAGAUGUUCAUCAACUUCAUCCAGGAUGAGGUAGGGAACCCUCUUCUGUCUGAUGGUGAACCCAGCCAGCAGCCGAGGACAGCAGGGCCCAACACCAGAGCCCCUGGAGGGAGGAAGAAAAUGGACCCAGAGCAGGCCCAGAAGAUGAGGCAGACAGGCUUGCAGCUGAUCCAGCGGGCCCUGGCUGUGCUGCAGAUUUUUGCAGUGAGCCAGUUUGGCUGUGCAGCUGGCCACGUUCCCCAGAGCAUGUGGUCGCAGGGGGAAGGGGGCCAGGACUACGGCCCUCUGCUGCAGCGUCUGGAGGGGGCUGUAGACCGGGUUCGAGUGCAGGCCUCGUGCAGACAGCCCUCAGUAGAUCAUGUGGUCAGCUACAACAGCAGCUUGUCCUUGGGGUCCCGUGAUGAGCUCACUGCCUCAGUGAGGAAGGAGCUGGCCAUGGCUCUGAGAGACCUACUAGCCCACGGCCUCUACUCCCCCUCCCAGGGCAUGAGCCUGGUGCUGGCCCCCAUCUCCUGCCUGCUGCCCUACAGACCUGGCCCAUCGACCAUCCACCCCUGGGAGCUCUUUGUCAAGUAUUACCACUCCAAAAACGGCAAGGCCUUCGUGGAGUCGCCAGCCCGCCAGCUCUCGCAGUCCUUCAGCCUACCUGUUGCGGGUAAUCCAGUCACUGUCACACCCAAGCAAUCUCUGCUCUGGGCCAUUCACUCAGUGUUGCUGGAGCACGAUCGCUACAAGCGAGGAGCAGACUCAGAGUUCAAGGCUCUGGUAUGCAUGGCUCUGAAUGAGCAGAGGCUAGUGUCAUGGCUUAACCUGCUGUGCAAGUCAGGGGCCUUGGUGCACCCGCACUACCAGCACUGGAGCUACAUGGCCCAGACAGGCUUCGAGGGAGCCCUGCGCAUCCUGGGACGUAUCAGCCACCUCAAGUUUAACCUGCCGGUGGACCUGGCUGUGAGGCAGCUCAAGAACAUCAAGGAUGCCUUCUGAGAAGGGACUGUUGAGAGACACCCAAAACCAUGCUUUCAGCUCACAUGGUUACCAGGCCUGAUUUAAGGGUAAAAAAAUUAUACAAUCAACUGGCCCUUGAGGACCAGGGAAGGCAUGGUUUGGGUCUUCCUCAAGUGCUGAAAUUAUAAUUGGCAUAAAAGAAUUGUGCUAAUGUUGCUUUAUCCGUUUAACUUUAAAUUUAUCUUGGGUCAUUGGGUCAAAACAUUUUUGUUAGCAUCCUGUCUAAAAACAUGGCAUGAAUUCCGUGCAAAGCUGGUCAACAAACAUCAAGUGUGCUAUGUUGAGAUGCAUUAUAUAGCAAAUCUGUAACUAACAUUUCAUUUAUCCAUGCCCCCCAUAACCACACAAAGGGAGCAUAUCAAGAUCUUAAUGACUUGUUACAUUGCAUUAUAUGGAGCUUGUUGCCUCCCCUUAGGAAACACUACCUUUAUGUGAUGUUGUUUGACUUGUCCCUAUGGAGAUGAGAUACAGUAGCUCAGACCUAUGCAGAUAAUAUCGUGAGGUUGGCCUUUUAUAGUAAUUCACUACUGUAUAAUGAUUACCUAUAGAAUGGGUGAUCAUCAAUGUGACCAAAUGUAUAGUCAUUCCCUCCCCAUACUCUGUAGUAUGGGCAAAAACAGACCAGUAUCCUGCACUGUCACUAAACUGUACAUUUUGUGUUCUCUACGGAAGAGAAUAAUAUGGGUUACUUCAGUUCACAUUCACAGAGCAUUGCUCUCUGUCUGUGGUUACUCAAAGCUCCACUGUUGCGUUCACAGAAGACGCGCACUAUUCAAUGCACUCAGGUCAAAUGAACAUGGCAACAGUGUAUGCUCUCACCAAUGAAUGUACAAGAGAGGUCAAAAUUCUAAAGAAAAAUUCUAAAGAUGUCACAAGUGUUCUGAAAAUCAAAAUGCAGCAUGUAGUGUCUCUCCGUUGAGAAAUAAGCAGAACCUGCCUAACGUGUCUUAAAGAAGGUGGAAAACGUAGAGACCCUGUAUUAACUGCUGCUUUACUGGUCCAAAUGGAAGUGAUUCAAAAAAUAAAUGAACAUAUAUGAUUAAACUAUUUAGCUUAUGUAAUUACAUAUUUAAUUGUCUAAUAUUUAAGAUGAUUGUGGGAUGUGAUCGUUUUCUCUGUUUCUAUUUGUUUUUUGAAUGGUGAAUGAAAACCACUUGAAGUGAAAUCUUCCUAUUACAUGUGAAUCACAUGGGGUGUAUCCUGAAAAGCUGAAUGUACAAACCAUAGAUACUGUUAAUUUCCACAUAAGUGAAAACUGUUAUCCCUGGUAUGGUUUUUCCAACCCUCAUAUUAAGGUGUUACCUACUUUGUUACUGGUUAAGUGCUGCUCCCAGACUUUCUGUUCUGUUCUCUUAUGGUCUAUGGUAUUGUAUUGAGAUCUAUUUCUAUUUUGUUGUAUAGUAAAUUGCAAAUGCCUCAGCCGGACCACUACCAGACUAUGCUUGGAUCUGGUCUGUGCUUUACUGGUGUGCAUCUCCAUGUAGUGUAUGGGAGGACAGGUUGUCCUACAUCGAAAGGGAUACUUUGGUUUGCAUAGUUCUGAUGUGUUAGUAUGAAUAUCAAUACCCCCUUCAUUUAGCCUGCAUUGUUACUUUUCAAAUGCACUGUGCUCAUGUCAAAACUACUGUUAACACAAACAGACGCACACAUCACAAUACUACUACUAAGGAAUGUACAUUUCUGUAUGAAAAAUGAGACUUAGUUACUGUCUCUGAUUUGUUUUUGUUAUUCUGUGCAUACCCUACUGGUCAGAUUGAGAAAAAGGUAUACCGCUGUUUAUUGUUUUUGUUCAAUAACUAUGAAUGUGAGAAAAUAAACUAUUUCAAAAACCUA